Histoplasma mississippiense is the source of this 1623-nucleotide messenger RNA. Its product is annotated as threonine dehydratase, mitochondrial precursor. Gene Ontology annotation, biological process: L-threonine catabolic process. NCBI's taxonomy places the organism in Eukaryota, Fungi, Ascomycota, Eurotiomycetes, Onygenales, Ajellomycetaceae. Gene Ontology annotation, molecular function: threonine deaminase activity. The record is from RefSeq and is a predicted model, not a curated record. Bases 1 to 1623 code for a protein of 540 amino acids. The transcript is spliced from 3 exons.
AUGGCAGAAACACCUUUGACAAAUGGCAGUGGCUCGCCACGCACGCCCAGACUGAGCUCUCUUGCGAUGACUGAAUACUCCGCAUAUCCUUCCCCGCCUAAUGAGAGGCAGGGCCUGCCUCCGGACUGGGAAAUCCCAGAGGCUUUCCUACUUCCAAAUGGAUAUCCAGACUACUUGCGGUUGAUUCUUACCUCCCGCGUCUACGAUGUUGUCAAAGAAACACCUCUAACUCACGCUGUAAACAUGAGCAACCGUCUGCGUCGCACAGCCCCCGUUUUCGUGUGCUGUUUCCAUGUCUUCCCUACUCACUUUGACGACCUAGGAAACCAUGCCCAGGGUGUUGCGUACUCUGCACGGACAUUGAAAAUCCCCGCUACCAUCGUGAUGCCCUCAGGUACCCCUGCCAUCAAGCACCGAAAUGUCGCAAGAUUAGGUGGGACAGUUGUACUGCAUGGUCGUGAUUUCGAUGCAGCAAAGCAGGAAGCUGCCAGACUUUCCAAACUACAUGAUCUUACGAACAUCCCCCCUUUUGAUGACCCGUAUGUGAUUGCUGGGCAAGGCACCUGCGGAAUGGAGCUGCUGCGACAAUCCAACAUACAGAAUCUCGAAGCUGUGUUUUGCUGUGUAGGUGGAGGAGGCUUAAUCGCUGGUAUCGGAGUUUACAUCAAGCGAAUUGCACCACAUGUCAAACUCAUUGGGGUAGAAACGCACGAUGCGAACGCAAUGGCAGAGUCUCUAGCGAACGGUGAGAGGGUUACUUUGAAUGAAGUCGGAUUAUUUGCAGACGGCGCGGCCGUGCGGGCCGUUGGCGAAGAAACCUUUCGGUUAUGCAGAGAGGUGGUAGAUGAUAUCAUUCAGGUUUCGACCGAUGAGGCAUGCGCAGCCAUCAAAGACAUCUUUGAAGACACGAGGUCAGUGGUGGAGCCGGCUGGCGCUCUCUCACUUGCCGGUCUGAAGAAAUACGUCGCGAUGAAUCCAUCGCCGAAUCCGAACCGAGAGCUUGUGGCCGUGACAUCUGGAGCGAAUAUGAACUUCGACAGAUUACGUUUUGUAGCUGAACGUGCUACGUUAGGUGAGCGGAAGGAGGCGCUGCUGAGUGUCACCAUUCCCGAGCGCCCAGGCUCAUUCGCGAAGCUGCUCGAGAUCUUGACUCCGCAUGAUGUCACGGAGUUCAGCUAUCGCUUCUCUGGCAGUGAAUAUGCUGUGGUGCUCAUGGGCAUAUCAUUGGCCACUUCGACCGGGACAGAAGAUUUGAGCGUUAUAGUAAAUCAGUUACUAAAGAAUGGGAUGAGAGCGUAUGAUCUAAGUGACGAUGAGCUCGCAAAGACACAUAUCCGGUAUCUUGCUGGUGGACGGAAUAACGUCGAGGAUGAAAGACUCUUCAUGUUUGAAUUCCCCGAACGCCCUGGAGCCUUGGCAAAAUUCCUCACAACUCUCAGACCCCAUCAAAAUAUCUCAUUAUUCCACUAUCGCAAUUAUGGAAGUGAUGUGGCCAAGGUCCUUGCUGGGAUUCAGUGCCCAGUCACAGAGAAGGCUGAGCUCGAGGGUUUCUUGCACGAUUUAGGAUACCCAGUCACUGAGUGCACAGAUUCGCCCGUUUACGAGAUGUUUCUACGAGAGUGA